Molecule: messenger RNA, 1139 nt
Organism: Corticium candelabrum
Lineage: Eukaryota; Metazoa; Porifera; Homoscleromorpha; Homosclerophorida; Plakinidae
Product: protein mono-ADP-ribosyltransferase PARP16-like
Exons: 4
Coding region: 136-1125 (329 amino acids)
Biological process (GO): endoplasmic reticulum unfolded protein response
Cellular component (GO): nuclear envelope; membrane; endoplasmic reticulum tubular network
Molecular function (GO): NAD+ poly-ADP-ribosyltransferase activity; kinase binding; protein serine/threonine kinase activator activity
Source: RefSeq, a predicted model, not a curated record
GUAGUAAAUCUGGUCGACUGACAUGGCUGAAUGGUACACAACUGAAUCACGUAGCGCCGUCGAGAUGAAUGAGGUGGUUUGAAGAACCGCUCUAGUCUGAUUGGUUAAUCCUCGCAGUUAAGUAAAGUCCCGUACAUGGGCAAGCUUAUUAACUACCCGUAUGUGGAAAUGGCCUCCCGGAACGAACUUGUUACUCUUCUCCGUGAAGCUCCACUGGCAUGCGACUUGUCUAUUACUUUGUUUCAGAGUGCUGCUAACAGUUACAAACACGACAGCCUCUUAAGACCGUUUCCUCCAUUUUUCAUCGACAAUGGAGAGAGGGACAUCGACAGAUUGAGGUCAGUGGCAAAUGGAAUCUCAAAGCAGGAAGUAUUGUGGGAGCAACUGGAAAACAAAACUACCACUAAUGACGUGUGUGAAUUACUUGCGUGGCUUCUUAUUGAUUUGAAGACAUUCACAUUGAAAAUAGCACCACAUUCAGUGUUUGAGGACUUGCAACAGAGAACUGGUCGAUCGAGUUAUAACAUUCGACCUGACUAUGUUUUCAAAGUGGAUUAUCUGGAUGACAGUCGCUUUUCAUCGCAGAGAGAGACGUUUGGAACUUUUUAUGCUUACCAUGGUAGUCGCUUAGAGAAUUUUCAUUCGAUACUUCAUCAUGGUCUCAUUUCUCAUCUUAACAAAAAUUCCGUGUUUGGAGCUGGCACUUACCUUUCCUCCGACCUCAACGUCUGCAUGCUAUACAGUCCCGCAUCUCGCGGAUGGCAACACAGCAGACUGGGCACCAACAUCAGCUGCAUCGCUGUCUGCGAAGUCAUCAACCAUCCAGACGUAAAGAAAUCCAGCACAGAGGGAAAACCCAAACCUCAACAAUCGAAAGUAGAAGGAGGAGAAAUACCUGGAGCAAGCAUACCAGAAAAAUAUUACAUCGUCAAAAACAACGAACUUCUCCAGAUUCGAUACAUACUCGUAUUCGGCCAGAAAGUGCAAACCCGGACAUCAAGAAGGGGAUUUUUUAGUAGACAUAAAUUUGCGGUCAUUAUGUGCCUCUACCUUUUGGCGUUAAUAUUCAUAGGUUUUAUUCAAUCACCCGUAUAUAGGCAAUACAUUCAUAAAUUUCUGCGGUAAAUUUAUGCGCGGAG